AUGUCUAAACAGUUAAAGAAUUCCAAUAUAAACGAUUAUCAGGACACUGAGAACACACAGAACGACGAUAGUAACACAUCAACAAGUUCCAGUGAUUUUGAGUACAGAAGAAAACACAAAUUACGUCGUAAAUGCGAUCGAAAUGUGUCGUUUCAUUAUCAAGCGUUGCCCAUGCGUAUAGUUGGCGAUAAUUCCGUCAAAAUAGUCGAUAUUCCAAGCUCUUCUCGAGAUAUAACACUAAACUCUGCGCAGAUAAUCGAGGAUAGUUCCGAUUCGGAAUUUCAUAUUUCAAACGAUACUAGCAAUGAUGAGCCGGCCAACAAGCCCAUAACUUUUACAGCACGUGCAUUAGAAAAGCCCGAUUUGAAAUUUAUAAGAAAACUACGUAAACGAAAGUACAAAACAAAUAAAACUUUGUAUAUAGAAUGACA
This is a messenger RNA of Drosophila eugracilis, 431 nucleotides long. RefSeq lists its product as uncharacterized. Bases 1 to 429 code for a protein of 142 amino acids. NCBI's taxonomy places the organism in Eukaryota, Metazoa, Arthropoda, Insecta, Diptera, Drosophilidae. The transcript has a single exon. The record is from RefSeq and is a predicted model, not a curated record.